CGUCUGUGAGAACAUCUUAAUAACGUGUCGCACAUGGAAAUCAGCAUUGUUUCGACAGACAGCAAGCACGUUUGAAGACGAAGUCGAAGAAUAAUCGAGAAGAGUGUCCUCUCGGUGUCUUAAAUCUUUACGAAUUUCGUUUCGUAAAUUUCCUAAACAAACGAGAAUGGCGUCCAUCGGUUUACUGAAUCCAAAUGCCGAGCACGCGCGAGCGAGCCAAGCAUUAGGGGUGAACAUCUCCGCCGCCAAGGGAAUUCAGGAUAUAAUGAAGACCAAUUUGGGACCCAAGGGAACCACGAAGAUGUUAGUGUCUGGAGCUGGAGACAUAAAGAUUACCAAGGAUGGUAAUGUGCUCCUUCAUGAGAUGCAAAUUCAACAUCCCACAGCAUCCUUAAUAGCAAGAGCAUCCACUGCUCAAGAUGACAUGACUGGCGACGGUACAACCAGCACUGUGUUGGUAAUCGGUGAACUCUUGAAGCAAGCUGAUCUGUACAUAGGUGAGGGAUUGCAUCCCAGGGUGCUCACGGAAGGCUUCGACCUGGCUCGUGCUAAAGUGUUGGAAGUGCUGGAGUCAUUAAAAAUUCCGAUCGAUCCCACGAAGCAAGUCCUGCUGGUUGUAGCAAGAACCUCGCUCAGAACGAAACUUCAUCCUACCGUUGCUGACAAGUUGACUGAGAUCUGCGUAGAUGCAGUACUGGCUAUUAAACAACAGGAUAAGGAGAUAGAUUUGCACAUGGUCGAAUUAAUGGAAAUGCAGCAUAGGACAGCGAUCGACACCACUCUGAUUCGUGGUAUAGUCACGGAUCAUGGAGCCAGGCAUCCAGAUAUGCCGAAAAGAUUGGAGAACGCAUACAUCUUGACCUGUAAUGUGAGUCUGGAGUACGAAAAAAGUGAGGUGAACAGUGGAUUCUUUUAUAAAUCGGCAGAAGAGCGCGAAAAAUUGGUAGCUGCUGAACGCGUAUUUAUCGACAAUCGCGUAAAAAAGAUUAUCGAACUGAAGAAAAAGUUGUGUGAUGGAACGAAUAAAUCGUUCGUCGUAAUAAAUCAGAAAGGAAUCGAUCCCCAGUCUCUCGACAUGCUUGCGAAAGAAAAUAUUAUUGCUUUGCGCAGAGCCAAGCGUAGGAACAUGGAACGUUUAGCGCUUGCGUGUGGUGGCAUAGCCAUGAAUUCUGUCGAUGAUUUAAAAGAGGAAUAUUUGGGAUGGGCUGGUGUUGUAUAUGAACACAUUUUAGGGGAAACCAAGUAUACUUUUAUAGAAGAGUGCAAAAAACCGAACUCCGUUACUAUUUUGUUGAAGGGUCCAAAUAAGUAUACAUUGGAGCAACUGAAAGAUGCUGUGCGUGAUGGACUGAGGGCAAUAAAAAAUGCUAUCGAUGACCGUGCGGUUAUUCCUGGAGCUGGAGCGUUUGAAGUUGCAGCUAGCCAAGCCCUCCAACGGUACAAGGAACAGGUGAAAGGAAAGCAACGUUUGGGAGUGCAAGCCUAUGCAGAGGCAUUACUGGUCAUUCCGAAAAUUCUCGCUGUCAAUAGUGGAUUCGAUGCACAAGACAUAAUCGUUAAGUUAUUGGAGGAGAGUACCGUUUUGGGGGAAGCAGUAGGACUUGACUUAUCCACAGGAGAAGCUCUGAAGCCUGUAGAUGCUGGCAUUUACGAUAAUUAUAACGUAAAAAAACAAAUUAUUAAUUCCUGUACUAUCAUCGCCAGUAAUCUCCUCUUGGUUGACGAAAUAAUGAGAGCAGGAUUAUCUUCACUAAAGGGUUAAUUUACAUUGUGGCUCUUCUGUGAAAUUACAAGCUGAAUCUAUUAACAAUGUUUCUCACGAAAUUUUAAUUAAAUUAUGUAUUACACUCUUCA
This is a messenger RNA of Ooceraea biroi (clonal raider ant), 1854 nucleotides long. It is a transcript of the gene CCT6, whose product is annotated as chaperonin containing TCP1 subunit 6. The record is from RefSeq and is a predicted model, not a curated record. Gene Ontology annotation, molecular function: ATP hydrolysis activity; ATP binding; ATP-dependent protein folding chaperone. NCBI's taxonomy places the organism in Eukaryota, Metazoa, Arthropoda, Insecta, Hymenoptera, Formicidae. Gene Ontology annotation, biological process: protein folding.